Molecule: messenger RNA, 906 nt
Organism: Drosophila arizonae
Lineage: Eukaryota; Metazoa; Arthropoda; Insecta; Diptera; Drosophilidae
Gene: FRG1
Product: FSHD region gene 1
Cellular component (GO): striated muscle dense body; nucleolus; catalytic step 2 spliceosome
Molecular function (GO): actin filament binding
Source: RefSeq, a predicted model, not a curated record
AAAAGUUAUUAAACAAAAUAUUGUUGAUAAUCUAAAGCUGACAGUACAUAAUGUCUGAUUAUGAUCAAGUGCGUAUAAAAAAGUUAGUUUUGAAAGGAGAAAAACACAAGAAAAGUAAGAAGCGUAAGAAGGAAAAGGAGCACAAGGAUGAAGAUGCACCCAAACGUAGCAAAACGGUUGCAGAUGAGGAUACUAUUCAACAUGCUGGGUGGUGGACAGCAACAACAACCGCCAACAUCGUUGGAUCAGUGGCCAUUGAAUUUGGCGAUCGUUGCUAUCUGAAAGCCCUAGACAAUGGUUUAUUUACUUUAGGCGCGCCACACAAUCCAGGUGAAGGCCCUGAUCCGGAAGAAAUAUUUACCGCAUUUCCAAUUAACGACCGCAAGGUCUCUUUUAAAUCGGGCUACGGGAAAUAUCUGAAAAUUGAAAAGGACGGAAUGGUAACUGGCCGUUCAGAAGCAGUUGGCAGCAUGGAGCAAUGGGAGCCUGUCUUCGAGAACAAGCAAAUGGCCUUGUUGUCAGAAACGGGACACUUCAUGUCCAUUGACCCCGAGGACGAUGCUUGUGUAGCCUUGCAUAAAAAAGUGGGUCCGCAAGAAAUUUGCCGGGUGCGCACAAAUGCAGCAAGAGAUGUUGUUGUGGACGACCAGCCAAAGGAGGAAAAAGGUGAUCUAAGCGAAGUUGAGAAGAACUAUGUCAAAAAGUUUCAAAAGUUCCAAGACAAGAAGAUGCGCAUUAGCAAGAACGAUGUAAAGGAGCUUGAGGAAGCCAAGGCCCAAGGACUGCUACACGAAACUCUGCUCGACAGGCGCAGCAAAAUGAAAGCUGAUCGAUAUUGCAAAUAAAACUUAGUUAAUGCAUAUUAAAAGUAAGAAUGUAUAAUAAAGUUUUACAAAUGUCUGUAAA